Molecule: messenger RNA, 2092 nt
Organism: Alternaria alternata
Lineage: Eukaryota; Fungi; Ascomycota; Dothideomycetes; Pleosporales; Pleosporaceae
Product: FAD/NAD(P)-binding domain-containing protein
Exons: 2
Coding region: 120-2015 (631 amino acids)
Molecular function (GO): flavin adenine dinucleotide binding; monooxygenase activity
Source: RefSeq, a predicted model, not a curated record
UAUGACCAUGUUUAAAAGAUGCUUCUUGUGCUGUAGUCAUAUAAACGUCUUCAACUUUGCCAUCACAUAGCCUGUAUUCGCUCAGGUUUCGUCCCUACGUCACUACACAAGCCACGAACAUGGGGGUAGGCGAUAUCUCGAUCCGCUCCAGCGAGCGUCCUGAGACGGGCAGCGUCAACAUACCAGUUGGUGUGUUCCCAGCGUCGUCAAAGAGCGAUUCAGUCGAUGCACACAGGGUUGCGAACGAGAUAGUCACACGGUUCAACGAUGCGCUUGCGAAGCGAGAUCAUGCAGCGAUUGCAGACCUUUUCUGCAAAGACAAUAGCUACUGGAGAGACCACUUGGCCAUGACUUGGGAUCUGAGAACUGCGAAGGGCAGCUCCGAAAUCAAGAAGUACUUGGACUCUAGCAAGGUCCGGCUGGAAAAAGUCGAAGUGAGCAAGAGCUCGGAUUAUCGGGCGCCAAAGUUUGGAGCAAUCGAUGUUUUGGGCGACGUCAACGGCAUAAAUCUUUUUGUGACCUUCGAAACAAGUGUUGGGCGUGGCGAGGGUGUCAUGAAUCUCACGGAUGACAGCGGGCAAUGGAAAGUGUUUACGCUCUACACCUUGCUAAAGGAGCUCAAGGGUCAUGAAGAGCCGCUGGGGCACCGACGGACGAAGGGUGUUAAGCAUGGCGGGGACCCAGCCAGAAAGACCUGGAAGGAGACCCGGGAUGCGGAGAAAGAAGAGAUUGACCCGAAGGUGUUGAUUCUAGGUGCUGGACAGGGUGGUCUGACAGUUGCUGCACGCCUGAAGAUGCUCAACAUUCCUGCACUCAUGGUGGAUCAGAACGAAAGAGUUGGCGAUAACUGGCGCAAGCGGUACCGGCAACUCGUACUGCACGACCCAGUGUGGUACGACCAUAUGCCCUAUGUACCUUUCCCAGCACAUUGGCCUAUCUUUACCCCCAAGGACAAGCUCGCUGAGUUCUUCGAAGCUUACGUGAAUCUGCUCGAACUUAACGUAUGGACUUCUACGAGCCUCAAAUCAACGUCGUGGGAUGAGGGCAAGAAGCAGUGGACCAUGACUGUCGAGCGUCGGAAAGCAGAUGGAUCCGUUCAAACGCGGACUUUGCACCCGAAACACAUCGUGCAGGCAACUGGUCAUUCAGGCGAGAAGAAUUUCCCCCAGAUCAAAGGCAUGGAAAGCUUCAAAGGCGACCGGCUAUGCCACAGCUCUGAGCAUCCUGGCGCGAAUCCAGAAUCUAAAGGCAAGAAGGCUAUUGUUGUAGGGUGCUGUAAUUCCGGGCAUGACAUCGCGCAAGACUUCUUCGAGAAAGGGUACGACAUUACUAUUGUGCAGCGCAGUACAACAUGCGUUGUCUCCUCCGAAGCCAUCACCGACAUCGGCAACAAGGGUUUGUACGAUCAAGAUGCGCCGCCCGUUGACGAUGCCGACCUUACUUUCUGGGGCUUGCCAAGCGAGCUUCUGAAGGCACAGCAGAUCAAAGUCACUAAGAUCCAAGCUGAUCAUGACAAGAAGAUCCACGACGGCCUUCGCGCAGCUGGCUUCGUUGUUGACAGUGGGCCAAUGGAUUCAGGUCUUCUUAUCAAGUAUUUCCAGCGCGGUGGCGGCUACUACAUCGACGUCGGAGCAUCUCAACUCAUAAUUGAUGGGAAGAUCAAGGUCAAGCAAGGCCAGGAAAUUGCGCAAAUUCUACCAGAUGGAAUCGAAUUCGCGGAUGGUGAUAAGCUGGAGGCCGAUGAGAUCGUGUUCGCGACUGGGUACCAAAACAUGCGCACGCAGGCACGUAAGAUCUUUGGCGAUGAAGUAGCGGACCGCGUCAGCGACGUGUGGGGAUUCAACGACGAAGGUGAGUUCAGAACCAUGUGGCAAAAGAGCGGUCAUCCUGGGUUGUGGUUUAUGGGUGGUAAUCUGGCACUCUCAAGGUUCUACAGUCGGAUACUAGCGUUGCAGAUCAAGGCUGUAGAAGAAGGCAUGAUAGAAGAUGCUGAAGGUGCGAAGGCAAGGCUGUAGUGAUAUGUGACUACCAUAGAACCACAAAAAGGGCCGCGGAGGUUCAACGCACCUGGUUCAAUCAGCUAUCCGAAGCC